UGUAUAUAUAAAGUCAAAACGAGGAACACAAAAUUUGUAAAAGAAUCUGCACCAAGUGAAGAAUCCAAAAAAUGGAAACGAUGAUCAUGAUACUUCUCCUAUGCUCAAUAAUCUCUAUUACCAUUAUCUUCUUCAAAAAACAAACUACAAGGAAGAAAAGCAACACACCAACGUCACCACCGGGACUUCCAUUGAUUGGAAACCUUCACCAGCUCGGCCGUCACGCUCACCGAUCACUAUUCUCUCUCAGCCACCGUUACGGUCCUCUCAUGCUCGUCCACUUUGGUCGUAUCCCGGUUCUUGUAGUCUCUUCUGCCGAAAUGGCUAGAGACGUUUUGAAGACGCAUGAUCGUAUUUUUGCUAGCCGUCCACGGUCUAAAAUCACCAAGAAGCUUCUUUACGACGGGCGUGAUGUGGCCUUAGCUCCAUAUGGAGAGUAUUGGAGACAAAUGAAGAGUGUGUGCGUACUCAGUUUGCUCAGCAACAAAAUGGUACGAUCCUUUCGAGACGUAAGACAAGAAGAGAUCAUUUUGACGAUGGAGCAGAUCCGGAAGUCGAGUUCUUUGCAAGUGAAUCUAAGCGAGAUAUUGACGAGUUUAACGAAUGAUGUGAUAUGUAGAGUUGCUUUGGGACGAAAAUAUGGCGGUGAAGUGAAUUUUCACCGAGAUAGGGAUGACUUUGUGGAUGUGUUGCUCGCAAUUCAGAGAGAGAAGAGCGUCGGGUUUGAAAUCGACCGGUUAAGCAUAAAGGCUAUCGUCUUGGAUAUUUUUGUGGGUGGUACGGACACAUCGUACGCACUUAUGGAAUGGGUAAUGACAGAGCUUCUACAUCACCCCGAGUGUCUGAACAAACUUCAAGAAGAAGUACGUAUGGUUUGUAAGGGCAAACCGCGUGUAUCAGAAGAAGACAUUCAAGAAAUGAAAUACUUAAAAGCUGUGAUCAAAGAGACAAUGAGGCUACAUCCUCCACUUCCAUUGAUGGUUCCUCACGAAUCAACUCAAGAUGUCAAGUUAAGAGGCUACCACAUACCUGCCGGUACAGAGGUUAUGAUAAAUGCAUGGGCGAUUGGGAGAGAGGCUGCGACAUGGGGACCAGACGCGGAGGAUUUUAGACCAGAGAGACAUUUAGAUUCGUCUGUUGAUUUCCGAGGUCAGGAUUUUGAGCUGAUUCCGUUUGGAGCAGGGAGAAGGAUUUGUCCAGCAAUAUCAUUUGCUGUGGUGUUGAAUGAGGAAGUUUUGGCUAACUUAGUGCAUCAGUUUGAUUGGAGAUUACCGGUUGAAUCUACAGAAGUUCGAACAGGUGUUGUUGAGUCAACUGGAAUAGCAGUUCGCCGCAUGUUCCCUCUUUAUGCCAUUCCAUCAACUACUACUUGACCAAGGCAUCAUAUAUGAUAGUUGUGUUACUUGUGUAUUGUGUGAUUGUGUCGCAUAAGAAUAAUGAUCAUGGAUACAAAUGUUUGUAUAUAAAAUAAAUUUUCUAAACUAGAUAAAUACAAUGUCAAUAUUUUAA
Messenger RNA from Camelina sativa (false flax), 1509 nucleotides. The record is from RefSeq and is a predicted model, not a curated record. Lineage: Eukaryota; Viridiplantae; Streptophyta; Magnoliopsida; Brassicales; Brassicaceae.